AUGAGCAAACCAAUCAACACUCAGCAAUCGCUGCCAGUGGGAUCUGCGCAGACCUACUUCAAGAACCAGAGUGUUGUUGCUUACCAAGAAAAAGAUUCAAAGCAGGGCGGCUCCUCUGCAUCCUCAUCUUCACAGUCAUCGAUCAAAAACAUUGCCUGGAACAGUACAGGUACUCGAAUUGCCGUGGCAUACAGCGAUGCGCGAAUCCGGGUAUGGAUUGCCGGAAAUACCGAGGUCAACACGUCGACAGAAAUCCCAUACUCCUCAAGCAAGUCUCAAAAGGCUGUAGUGGGCCUGGCAUGGUCUCCCAUCAGUCCCGAUCAGCUCGCUACUUGCAGUCUCGACGGAACUCUCAAGGUGUGGGACACAAGAACAAAAACGCUGCUUGCAUCCGUGAACACCGGAGCCGACAAUCUAGCCUGCUUGUGGUCUCCCUGUGGUCGGUACAUAUCGGUGUUAAGACGAGACAAUGCGAUCCUGUGGUACGCGCCUUCUUUCAACGGAGAAGUGGCUGAACCAGCACCCAGCACAAACAUCGGAGGACGUCAGAAUGGAGGAAAGGACUCGCAAAGAUCGCGAGGGGCACCCAAGAUCGCCAUUGGUGCAAUGGAAGCGUUUGGAAACCCCAUUGCUGCAUACAAGGAAUCUCCCUACGAAAUUUUCGCGGCAACUUGGACAAACACAACUGCUGUCAUGGCCAUUACAAUGGGAAUUGGUGUGGUGAAGCUGCUCAAGCUGAAUCUCCAGACUGCUGCUACUUCUGAAGAGGUCGAAAAGGUGGUUACUUCUUCCCAAUCAUUAAGCACGUCUAAUGUGACCACUCUGUUUGAGCUUCUAGGACACACAACAGCCGCGAACUGUGUCAAACCUGAUCCUCAAGGCCGUUAUAUUGCUGUGGGUGGCAAUGAAGGCAUUGUUUCGUUGUGGGAUACCAAAGAGUUGGUAUGUGUCAAGACACUGUCCAAGCACGACCAACCGGUCGUUUCUCUCGAUUUUUCGCAUGAUGGAGACUACAUUGCCGUCGGGUAUGACAACAACGAUAUCCCUGUGGACAUUGUACAUGUGGACACUGGAAAAUUUGUGCAUGCUGUUUCUCGUCCGAGAUGGACAGGGCUCCCAGUGGUGGCAUGGAGCCCGGUGAAGUACAACCUGGCAUUUUCUGGGGACGUUGCGGGUCUGAAUGUGAUUACUGUAGGAGGUAAUAGGCCGAGUGGUUACUAG
Yarrowia lipolytica CLIB122 is the source of this 1221-nucleotide messenger RNA. RefSeq lists its product as uncharacterized. Gene Ontology annotation, molecular function: protein binding. Gene Ontology annotation, cellular component: THO complex part of transcription export complex. Gene Ontology annotation, biological process: mRNA export from nucleus. Lineage: Eukaryota; Fungi; Ascomycota; Dipodascomycetes; Dipodascales. The record is from RefSeq and is a predicted model, not a curated record.